Messenger RNA from Aureobasidium namibiae CBS 147.97, 1251 nucleotides. RefSeq lists its product as uncharacterized. Lineage: Eukaryota; Fungi; Ascomycota; Dothideomycetes; Dothideales; Saccotheciaceae. The coding region runs from base 1 to 1251 and encodes 416 amino acids. The record is from RefSeq and is a predicted model, not a curated record. The transcript has 3 exons.
AUGGUUGUCUUUGUCGACUUGGACGACUCGGAUGAGGUCGAGCAUCAGCAUCAGCAUCAGCAUCAGCAUCAACAUCAACAUGGACAUAAUACCCCAUUCGACAUGCGUGAUUUGAUCAAUGCACAUACCAUCCGAACACCGCGAUAUCCUGAGACUGAGAUCGAGAGUGACGAAGAGGGUGAGGAACAAGAACAUCCCAACUUGAAUGCUCUAUCUGCCGUUUUGGGAAACUAUCCUAUCAUCUCUGAGAUUGCAACACAUUUGGAUCUAAACUCUUUGCACGAUCUCUCAAGGACAUGUCGUCAGAUUCGGGCCAACCUUCUCCAGCAUCGAAGGCAGUUGAUCCCUCACACUUUACGAUGCGUAUCAGACGUCCAGACUUCCUCACAGAAGUCAGUCUUGGAUGAGCAAGAGGACACCUGGACCACUCGAGGACCAGCUGGGAUCAGGAUUCCUAGGUUAACGAGCGGCAAGUUCGGUGCGUGUGCUAGAGAUAUGGUAGGAGAAUGUCGACGAUGCGGGACUGUUGUUUGUCGAAAUUGCACAAUGAAAGCACCCUCAAGCACAGCUCUAAAGUCUCGUCAUCGACGACUCUGCCGCACAUGCAUCAAAGCUCCCUUAUCUCUACACACCACCAUCCCCUCAGAACCCGACUCCCACCACCACCACGACGAUGCAAACUCUACUCCCUCACAUCCACCCCUCUACCGCAGCCCCUGCACCUGCACCACCCACACCUGGCUCUGCAAACCCUGCGCCACAACCUCCCGCACCCUCGACACAUCCUACAUGCGCGCCUGGACCUGGCGCUCCCGCUACUCAACCCACCUCCACGGCAUCGGCACAGGCCUGGGCACGGGCAUCGAAGGCGUGCAAUGCGGAAGGGAAUCCCACUGUCUCUCCGCCCGCACGAUCUUCAAAGAAUUCGAAUGCGAUGCAGCUGACACACGACGCACUGGAGGUUACUUUUUGCAGGAAAUGGAAGGGAUUGGCGGUGUGGUGAAGAAGAAGGUCAAGAGGAGAUUGUUGGUGGGCGAUGUGGUGCAGGAGUACGAGGAUGAAAGGGAGGGUGGGAGGUAUCUUGAGAGGGAACAGGAGGGGUUGGAGAGGAGUUGGUGUUCGUGGUGUGACAGGGUGGUGUUGGGCAAGAAGGAUGUGGCUAGGCUUGGGAAAUCUGAUAGGAGUGAGGUUGGAGGAGAUGCUUUGGGUAGAAGUUGUGAGAGCGAUCUCAGUUCGAGUUCCAGUCUUUGA